GCACGAGAGGGCGCUGUAGCUUAAUUCGCGCGCUUAACAAAAAUUUGGUGCAGAUUGGGCCAGCUAGCUGUACGGGGAGAAAAUGUGUGCUUAAAAAAAUCCUACCUUAAAUACUACAACCGCCCUGCUGAUGUAUCCAGUUAAUUUUGGAAGUUUGGCUGAAGUGAGCAACAAUCACCAUGGAAGUAGCCAGCGGCAGCAUGAUCUUGCAUCCUGUCUUGGCCAAUGAGCUCAGGGCCUUGCUUGAAUCCAGUGGUUUUGAGACAGCCGGGGCCUUCUUGAAACAUCUUUUUGCUUUGGAGGAGCAGCACAGAUCUAAGCAGUGUUUGUCAACAGGGAUGGAAUGGGGUGGUGAUUUUGACAUCGAUCAAGCUGUAGGUCUAGUUGCUGCACAGCCACCGAAAACUGCUUCAGUUGGAGUUCAAGCUAAACUGUGCAGUUGCAGCGACAAGGUCAUUGUUAAGACACUACGUGAAAGAAGCGCUGUCAGGAUGUUUGAGACAAUUCAGAGAGGGGAUCUCCAAAAUGAAUCAACAUCUGACUCUGAGGAAGUCGAUCAGUCUGACUCUGAUGGUGUCUAUCAGGCCGACUCUGACGAUCGGUCUGACUCUGAUUACAGUGAUAUUGAGGAGAUGGAGGAAAAAGUUAGUUACAGCGGUAGAAAAGGAAAACAAAAAAGUAAGCACAAAAUUGCUCCUAAGCAGAAAACAAAGCAGAGAAAGGACGAUCAGGAAAUGGAUACCGUGAGCUCACCAAAAACAAAAUGGAGAAAGCCUGAUGAUGGAACAGAAAGUGUUAGCAAGCCCAAAAAGAAAAGAAAAAGGGCUAAGAACGCCAAGGAAUAUAUCCAGGAAGAGGGUGCAUUAUUUUCCUGCAAUAUCUGCGGAGCGGAGUUCACUCGUGAAGCUGAUAUUAAUCAGCAUGUGAACCAACACAGUGGGAGAUCACCUUAUUCAUCGACAGAUGAACCCCGCUACUUUUGCAAAGAAUGUAAAAGAUCAUUCAAAAACCAGGAGGGUAUGUGGCGUCAUAAAUUUACCCACACUGACUGGUACAAAGCAGCAGAACGAAUGUAUGUAGUGUGACACGGCGUACAUAUCAGCCAUUCACUGAAAGAACACUUAAAGAAGAUACAUGUAUGAGCAUCCCAGAGAAAAGCCUUUCACAAGUGUGAUCAUGUCAUCUCGUCAGUGCAACAAGGUCGUAUCUCCUAAAGUAAAAUGGCAUCAACGCAAAAUGCGAGUUUCAGAAUGUCAAAAGGUCGUAUGUGGCUCAAAAUAACCCGGAUGUACACGCAAAGUCAAUGGACGUCUAGAUACGAUGUUGUUGCACGGAGCGUAUACGCGCGAGAUACGACUUUGUUGCAGAAUGGACAUACGGCCUUGUUGCUCUGACACGACGACUUUAUUAAAUGUUCCUCACUGACUGUGCUCAAUAAAAUACAAUCAACAUCCGAUACUAGGGAAGGACAAAUGAAGCAUCAGUGAAAGUCUGUAUUAUAGAACCUGGGUUUAGGCAAUAAGCAUGUCUUUGCUGCCACAUGCACACGUGUUACAGUUUUCACCUUUAAAAGACAGAGCCUAGAGCACACAACAUAGCUGAAACAGCCAGAAGAGACCUGAAUAUGUUUAAAUGACAAACAUGUACUUUCUAGAGACUAUCAAGCACAGCUGAAAUCCAUGGGCAAGUUCGCGCAAGAACUAUUGUUAACCACAGUUUUACUAUAAGGUAGCCCGAACUCUGUCUAGUCAACGAUAGUUGGACUACGCUACUCGACUAUUUGGGACCAGCCUACUGGGCCCGACUGCAUCGCUGGUUAUCAAUAGCCUCAUUUGGUUACUUGAGUGGAGAGGGAACCAUUGACGAGUUUAAUUGUAGCGAGUUGUACCACCUGCUGGUGGGCCUCGGAGAUAUCUUCUGGUUCAUUCAACAGGACAAAAACCUUAAACAAUCCAAACAUACUCAUUACCGCCAUAUGUUGACAAUGGUUCUGCUAGUCAUUCGCACUUUAAAGUUUCAGCCCAUGCGCACUGUUUGACACCAACCAAUCAUUGGUUGACUAAUGGUUCUUGCGCGGACUUGCCCCGAACGGAAUUUUGUCCUGUUCAAUGGAAAAUAUUUGGUGCCCUCCUUUUUCAGGAGUCUUUGGCAAGAGGCAGAAUGCAGAUCUUGUGUGAUUAUUUCAGUGAAGUCUGAUCAGAGAUGUAUUAGAGAAGUAAAAAGUUACAUAAUAAAAUAAACAGAUACCUUGAAAGUUGGCAAAACUUCAUUAUGUUGAUAUUUUUUGGGAGCAUGUGACCUUUGACCUUGUCGCUCCCAAUUUCAAAGGCUCCCAAUGUUACAGCCAUAAGCCACUGGCUUGUGGCUACAGCCACUCCCCAUAGACGUGCAUGUGUUGCUCUCAGCCACGGCCAGUUGAUUGGAACACAGCCUUAUUGGGGCUAAGGCCAAGCUCACAAAUCAAUUUGAGUGAAGUCAUUUAAAGUGACAUUUGUUUCAUAGUUAAAAUUGUAUUUAACCAAAAUAAAAUUCAGUUGAAAAGCCAUGGUUAUUGUUUCUCAAUCUUCUUACUCUUUGUACAACUUCUUGUCAAACUGGAAAAUGGCACUGCAGGGCUCUCCUUUUUGUUAGAAAGUA
Molecule: messenger RNA, 2637 nt
Organism: Patiria miniata (bat star)
Lineage: Eukaryota; Metazoa; Echinodermata; Asteroidea; Valvatida; Asterinidae
Product: zinc finger protein 165-like
Exons: 3
Coding region: 180-1085 (301 amino acids)
Source: RefSeq, a predicted model, not a curated record